Molecule: messenger RNA, 1916 nt
Organism: Elaeis guineensis (African oil palm)
Lineage: Eukaryota; Viridiplantae; Streptophyta; Magnoliopsida; Arecales; Arecaceae
Molecular function (GO): 3'-5'-RNA exonuclease activity
Source: RefSeq, a predicted model, not a curated record
UCUCCCGAGCCCUUCCGAUAAUGAUAUCACGCCAAAAGGAAGGGUCUACGUUCUCCGCUGACGAACUCGCGACUCUCUUUCUUUUCCUCCUUUCUUUCGGUCUCUUGGCGUCUCUGCUUCGCUUUUCUCUUUUCUCUCCCGUGAUCGUUGCAAUGAGAAAGGACGGCAAUGGCGGGGCAAGGCAGGACAAUCAGCGGCAGGGGAAGAAGAGGAGGCUGGGGUACGGCGCGUUGAUGGCGUCGGAGCGCUGCAUCUCCUGCACGACCUUCAACAUUCUGGCGCCUAUCUACAAAAGGCUCGAUAAGGAGGAUCAGAGCCGCAGGGAGAGCCAAUAUAGAGCAUACUGGCUGAGCCGGAAUGAAAGCAUCAUAGACCGGCUGUUGGGGGAGAUGUCCUCCAUAAUUUGCCUCCAGGAGGUCUGGCUUGGGAACGAAGAACUCGUCGAUAUGUACGAGAGGAGGCUGGGCGAUGCUGGUUAUACCAGUCUGAAGCUUGCACGCACGAACAAUCGUGGCGAUGGCCUGCUUACUGCUGUGCAUAGGGACUACUUUAGAAUUCUAAACUAUCAAGAUUUGCUGUUUAAUGAUUUUGGAGAUCGAGUAGCACAGCUAGUACACGUUGAAUCAGUUGUUCCUUUCAAUCAAAGUCAAAACAGCAGUGUUGGACAGCAGAUUCUCAUUGUAAAUACACACUUGUUAUUUCCUCAUGACUCCAGCUUGUGUAUACUUCGCUUGCAGCAGGUAUACAAGAUCCUCCAGUCUAUAGAAUCUUAUCAGAAAGAACAUAAGCUUAGUCUUAUGCCUAUCAUACUCUGCGGUGACUGGAAUGGAAGUAAACGUGGACACGUUUACAAGUUUCUUAGGUCCCAGGGGUUUGUGUCAUCUUAUGAUACUGCUCAUCACUAUACCGACAGUGAUGCAGAUGCCCACAAGGUGGUAACCUUUGGAUUCAUGUCAAUUUAUUGCUUAAUCUUGUGGCCAACACAUUUUCAAAGCUUGCACUUGGUUGAUUUGCUUUUCUUGCUCCUGCAGUGGGUUAGCCACCGCAAUCAUCGUGGAAAUAUCUGCGGAGUCGAUUUCAUAUGGCUGCUUAAUCCCAAUAAGCACAGGAAGCCCCUGAGAACAAGCUGGAAUGAAGCUGUAUUUGGAAUUAUUAAGUAUCUUCUCAGAGCUGCUUCUCUUACGGAGAAUAAUGCAUUUGCUUUCCUUAAAGUGGACAGCCCUGGUGAUUAUAUUACCUACUCAGGUUUUUGUCAAGCACUCUGUCAGUUAGGCUUAACCAGCCAUCCUCAUGGCUUAAAUCCCCAAGACAGAGAAGAUUUGUGGAUUCAAGCUGACAUUGAUGGAAAUGGUGUUGUGGACUAUGAAGAAUUUCUGCUAGGUAUCUGGAAUCCUAAAUGGCCGGAGCAACACGAGAACUUUGAAAAGUGGACUGAUGUCAGACUGAAAACAGGUGCCAAGAAGCUGCAGGCUUUUGGUUUCAAUGUGAAGAAUGCAGUUCUCUUCCCACCAGAAGUCGAGAAAGGAAUGUGGCCGGAGGACUACUCUCUAUCCGAUCAUGCACCACUGACCGUCGUGUUUUCUCCUGUGAGGAUGCCUUGUUUCCAGAUAAUACGCUAAUCGUCAUGUUGCUGAUUUAUGUAAAGUUUUUAGAGGAAGAGAUAUAGAUAAAGCUUAUAGAGGAGGGUAGAUAUACUGAUAGCUUAAGCCGGAGAUACAACAAAGCAGUAUAAGAUAAAACGUUGACAUGUAAAUUGUAUGAUAUCUUUGCUCAUCUUCAGUUUUUUCCAAUGCUGAAAUAUAAACAUGCUGUAGUUUGUGUCCUCGGAUGUGAAUAUUUUUUGUUGCUAUGAUUGGAAAGAUACAUUGUAUUGAAGAUGGAUCAAAUUGUUGGAGUAGCUCAUCUGGUAUUUGACU